Molecule: messenger RNA, 1032 nt
Organism: Penicillium robsamsonii
Lineage: Eukaryota; Fungi; Ascomycota; Eurotiomycetes; Eurotiales; Aspergillaceae
Product: Dehydrogenase multihelical
Exons: 1
Coding region: 1-1032 (343 amino acids)
Biological process (GO): fatty acid metabolic process
Molecular function (GO): NAD+ binding; oxidoreductase activity, acting on the CH-OH group of donors, NAD or NADP as acceptor
Source: RefSeq, a predicted model, not a curated record
AUGGCAACAGAAUACCCCCACCGAAUCGCCCUCCUAGGCCUCGGCACAAUCGGCCUCUCAAUGCUCGCAAUGCACCUCCGCCGCCCAGAUACCAGCAUAACAGUCUACGACCCACGACCCGACUACGAAUCCCAAAUCCGGAGCACACUCCCCUCCCUCCUCGAUUCCCCCGAUUCAACAUCCCUAAUCGACGACCUAAUCCGUACAUCCCGCCUAAAACUAGCCACCACACUGCCGGAAGCCAUCCAAAACGCAACAAUCGUCCAAGAACAGAGCCCGGAAGUCACAUCCUCGAAACAGGCUCUCUGGAAGGAAGUCGCCGGUCUCGCAGACCAAGAUACCCACCUAUGGAGUAGUUCGUCUGGAAUUCCCGCGUCGGCGCAAGCAGCCGGGUGCGAGGCUGCCGACCGUGUUGCUGAGCGGUUAGUCAUCGCACACCCGUUCAAUCCGCCGCAUCUGAUGCCGCUUAUUGAGAUUGUGCCUGGGCCUGAGACUAGUGUUGAGGAGGUUGAGUUUGUGAAGAAGUAUUUCGGCGAUAUACCUGGUCCGGGGGCUUCGGCUGGUGCUGACGCGGGUGCUUCGAGCGGGGAUCAGUCGGCUUCGCAGCAUUACCGACCUAUCACGCUGCACAAGGAAAUUCCUGGGUUUGUGGGGAAUAGGCUUGCUUUUGCGUUGCUGAGGGAGGCGUGUUAUCUUGUGGGGGAGGGGGUUGUUUCGGCGAAGGAUUUGGAUUCUCUUGUUACGGCUAGCUUGGGGCCGCGGUGGGCUGGUAGUGGUGUGUUUGAGAGUUAUCAUGCCGGUGGUGGGGAGGGGGGAAUUGGGGCGUUUUUGCAGAAGCUUGCACCGACGAUUCAGAAUGUGUGGGGGGAGUUGGGGCAGGUUGAUAUUGAGGGUGAGCAAGCGUGGAAGAAUUUGGUUGUUAAGCAGACUGAAGAUGCUUAUGGGCCAUAUACUCCCGAGACCAGGAAAAAGAAAGAGGAAAUGUUGAGGGACGUUGUAGAGAUGCAGAAGAAGAAAUGGGGGGAGUUGUGA